Dicrocoelium dendriticum is the source of this 4317-nucleotide messenger RNA. The record is from the annotation of a GenBank genome assembly. NCBI's taxonomy places the organism in Eukaryota, Metazoa, Platyhelminthes, Trematoda, Plagiorchiida, Dicrocoeliidae.
ACCCGUUAGUUCACCGACUCCGAUUGCCUACGAAUAGGGCAUGCCAUGGCUCCUCUCGCACCGACCGUUCUGACUCUUGUCGUGUUUCUGUUUCCUUCGUCUUCUGCUUCUGAAUAUUCUGCCUACUUGAAGAAAGACUUUUCAGUUUCGCCAGAACAAACAGAUGGUUGGUCUUUCUACGGAAAAACGGUGGUUGACAGCCCAUACAUACGUUUAACUCGAGAGUUGCCCGGUCAAGUCGGUGGCAUGCACAGUGUUGUUCCUGUGACGUUUCGGGAUUGGGAGGUUCGUAUUAGCUUUCACGUGCAUGGCGCCGAGAAAAACCUCUUCGGCGACGGCUUUGCUUUCUGGUACACAGAAUCUCCUUCACUAUACGGCAAAGCAUUUGGCAGUCACGAAGUUUUUCGUGGCCUUGGUAUAUUUUUUGACACAUACGCCAAUCGCAAGGAGCAUCCUCGGGAUCACCCUUACGUCAGCGCUAUGAUCAGCAACGGGAAAGUUGCGUACAAUCACGACGAGGACGGCGCCGACACGGAGCUUAAGGGUUGUUCCAGUGACUUCCGAAAUCAGGAACAUGCUGUAGCAACUAUCCGCUACGUCAAAAAUGAGUUGUCUGUAUCACUCGAAUACCCUGACAAGAGCGAAACGUUAGUGUGUUUCAAAGUGGAAGAUGUACUCCUGCCCGUCGGCUACUAUUUCGGAGUAUCUGCUGCUACCGGCGAUCUAUUUGAUAAUCACGAUAUUUAUUCUAUCCGGACAUAUGAAGUCGCUGCUGAUCGUUCGGUAUGUUUUUGGUCUGGUUCUUUCGGUUCUGUUCUACUUCGUAUUGCAAGAUACCAAUUGAGAUGCUGAACGACACAUGACAUACUGCUCAGCUGAUUGUUUUUUCCACACCCAUUCAUGCAGACCAAAACCCCUUGGACUAUGAAAAGCAUGUUAUUGACUCGCUAACUCAAUCAACCAACUGCAUCUGAUCCACCGGCUAGUCAAUUUACGAGUCUUAUUAUGUAACAAACUCAGAUAACAACACCUAUGUUCCUCUGUUCGAACUCUGUUUCCGUAAUUUCUUUUGCUCUCCAUCACGACGUGUCUUGUACACCGAGUUGCUACAGGUUUCUUUCCGUUAAACUUGAAUGCCAGGAUAUGUUUGUUACCCACAAACACUUAAUUACAUCUAUUGAAUUCGUCUAAGCAGCUCAGGCGACCUUAUUACCAAUCCGGGACAGCACUAGACGGCCGUUUCACCCCAUUGGAUCUGCCGGCUGCCGAAGGGAUGAGGCAUCUUCUUUGUAACUCAAAGGUCAUCGGUUCGAACUUGCCUAACUGCAGGCGACAUCGCAGUGUCUCUAGCCCACGUGCAACUGGUGGUAGUCGCGUGGCAGUUAUGCGUACCAGUGUAUUGUUGGUGCGUUGCUUCGCCCUGUUGGGGCUCGUCACUAGUGCGCAUCGCCCGGCUCCAUCAGGAACCGAACCUAUGGCCGGUAGCAGCUUAUUCCAACUAGCCAGCAGCUUUGACACUGAGCCACGGGGAACGGUGACAGACCAUCCUGGCUUGCAGUCUAAGUGAGAUAUAGCACGACCCAUCCUCCACUGCCAUGCAAAUUACUACCCUUGCAGACGUCAGCGGCUGACCCCCACGAGGUCAUGGCUUCCCAUAAUAGCAGCUAUGUAUGCAUGACAUUUGAAGGCUAUGAUGGCAUACUCAUUUGUCUGUAUUUGUUCCAUUUCAAUCGAAUCACCUGUCUGUGACUACCAAGUCACGCCCAUUUCCUGUAAGCGAGCACAGACAGUCAUGUUGCAACCGUCCUUCUUGACUGAGCCAGCAUCCAUUUUAUCAGUUCUUUAAUCCAGCUAUUAACAUCUGCGUUUUACAUCAUUCCACUGGUUAUCACCUUGUAAUUUAUCCAAUCACUCUUCAGCCUGAGGAGUUGUCGGUUGAUGCCUCGCGAAUCGAACCGUCAGCUGGCGUGGGAUCUUCCCCAAGAGGUAAGUGCUGUUGCUCUGUGCGUUUCAUCACCACCCUCCAUCUGGCCGUUUGAUAAUCUUUUUUCAUGAUGCGAUAAGCAGUAAACACAUGGACCACUCUGCUGUUAAAUUAACUCUUAAUAUAAACCGCCGUUUACUCAUAUUUUCACUGUGAUGUUUUUCACAAUGGGCUGUACCAUGUUCCCAGAUAAACAACUUUAUGCCAUAAUGGUCACAGCGAAGGCCUUAUUCAUUUCCGCAUUGUGCUACUUAAAAUAGGAUCCAAUGGCGGCAUGAUCUGGUCUAGUGUAACGGGUAUGUAUUUUGAAAUUUAUACAAAUAAAAGCACUUCGGGGGAAUCCAUUCUGUAGCAACAAGAAGUAUGCAAAUUUUUGUUAAAUUGUGGUGUGCCUAUCGCAUAACCAGAUUGUGACACGCUGUCCCAACGUGGGGUACACUUCGAAGUAAUCCCCUGUCAUUCCGACCACUGGGAUGGCGUACUGAGUUAAAUUCGUGCUGCUGUGUUAGACAAGUUCAAACUUCUGACUGUACAACUUAGUAUGGACGCUUGGCUUAACUUGAUAUCUCGGUCCGGAAACUGUUUCGCUGCACACUGAGAUUGACCGCAUGUUAUAAACAAAUAAAUAACUAGUGUACUUCUAUGGUUACCGAGAUUGAAGGUGAUGCGUACUUCGUCCUGACAAACGCCGUUAUCGACACUUUAGCAUUGGUUCGGGGCGCAACAUGUAUGCCCAUCUACUUGUUCUUUGUGUCUAUAUGCGUGAACCCAAUUAAUUAAGUGCAUGUUACACGUCGGAUAGCCUUGCCUACAGAUCGGAUUGCUUUUAGUACCAUGGUAUCCCGAUACCGUUUUCUGUUACAUUACUAAUUACAAACCGUUUGUUGGCAGACUUGACGGGUUCGUCCCUUCUACGCGAUCCUUCAUAUUAACCGACAAAUCUACAUAAUGCGGUAGGCGUAUAUUGACUAAGCAAUUUAGGCAGACCACUAUCAAUGUCGUCUUAAUUUUCCAUCCGUUGUGGUCGCAUUCGGCUGGGUAGCUGAUCACUUCAAGCAUUCUGAUUAGCCUGUACUCGCUGAACUCCAUUCACCCGUACUUUGCUCUGGCCGCAUGUCUUUCGACGUUGCCUGUGCUCUCAUGCUCUUCUGCCUUACACACCUGUUUGCCUGAAUUACUUGUGUCGUAAUAUUGUCUCUGGGCGGAGCAGUGAAAGUAGUAAAGGAGCGCUUUUGCCACUGUCGCCGUUUUUUCAAAGUACCGGGUGUGGUGUUGACAAGGUGUAGACAUCCCGACUAUGAACGUCAGCUCAGCUUUUCCAUAAAGUUUCUCUUCUUGUUCUUUAUUCAAAUGGUUAUGUUACACAGAAGUGCCACCACAAAUUACAGUCAUUUGUUGUUGCCUCGUGCUUAUUAUCCCUUAAUGUCUUGCCUUUGUUGUAUCAGUCACCUCAGCUGAUUGAACUCUUUGUUUUCAUUCUAUCAAACUUUCGCGGUAACCGCCAGAAUGCUCAUUUCAAGUUGCUAAUUAUGUUCGCUGUUUCCCGCUUGCCACUGCCACCCCGCUCAACAACUUGGUUGACUGUUUUUCUCCCAUUUUUAGCCUCGAUCCCAGAAUCUCCUCAAUCGUCUUCUGCCGGCCGCACGUUCCUAACUUGUAUUUACUGGCUGUUCAUCCUGGCCUCUUUGUGCGGAUGUGUCUUCUUCGGCUAUCGGUACUACUGCAAAAGGCAACGGGAACUGAAACGACUAUACUAAACCCGACAUAUCCGGCAUUGCAAUGUAAGAGCAGUUCCACCUACUCGACCCCACACUAAACCAGUCUUUUGUACAUCAGACUGUACAACCUGUGCUUUUGGCGCUGCUGCCUGCGCGAACCGCUCCGCCGAUUUCUUACAAUCAUUCUACUUCCAGAACUGUCCACUUCGGUUGACCGAUUCCUUUUUCAACUAUUCAUUUUAUUCACACAGUCGAUUUACCGCACUCUGAUGAUUACUCGAUGUAUUUUUUUGACCAUUACAUGUUGCCUUGGACAAUAUUGCCUUCAUAUUUGUUGCCUCGGUCGCUUCACCGUUUUUGAAGCUCCAAAAAGUAUCUUUCCGAAUUUCUUUUAAUCCCUCCGACUUCUCAACCUUUCUCUCCCGUUGGAUGAAUUGCGGGCGUACGGGACGUCUAUCUUUGUGGUAGAGCCGCAUCACUGUUUUGCGGUAAUACCUCGCGGUUAAGGACCAUGGUUCAUUUAGGCACUCUUCUUUUUCUGCGAUAAACUGGGUCCCAAAAACACUUUAAGACGCGAUAGCGUCACUUCCUAUUCAACCAAACACCUUUCUCUGU